Molecule: messenger RNA, 1356 nt
Organism: Fomitiporia mediterranea MF3/22
Lineage: Eukaryota; Fungi; Basidiomycota; Agaricomycetes; Hymenochaetales; Hymenochaetaceae
Product: kinase-like protein
Exons: 6
Coding region: 1-1356 (451 amino acids)
Biological process (GO): protein phosphorylation
Molecular function (GO): protein kinase activity; ATP binding
Source: RefSeq, a predicted model, not a curated record
AUGAGCUCACGUCGGGCCCGCACAAUUCUCUAUCUUCCCAAGAGUGGAACUCAAUCUUUACCUAUUAGCCAUGGCCGGAAUGGUGACGGAGAUAUUGUAUAUGAAUUUGUCAGAGAAGCAAAAGCCGAAGAUAUUGAGGAGUUGACUUUUACCGAGGAGCCUCUUGGUGUAUCAGCCAGACAUGGUUUCGGAUAUUUACAGGUCGAAUUCGGAGAUCGCAUAGGGCCUGAUGGCCGCUAUGAGAUUCUCAGAAAACUAGGCUGGGGUGGCUGCUCGAGCGUUUGGCUCGCAAAAGAUACUAAGGAGAACAACUUCGUCGCAAUCAAGGCUUUAACUGGGUAUGAGACACAUCGGUGGAAACGGCAUGCCCAGAAUGAGGACAGUGUAAUCCGGGAAUUAUCAAAAGACAAACGGACGUCGGAAACAUACUGCCUUACUCAGAAUGAUCGGUUUACUCAUCCUGGGAAGGAAGCGAGUGAUGGCGAGCAUAUCUGUAUUGUAACUGAUCCUCUGGGACCGUCCCUCGGCGAUUACAAAAGAAAACGGAUGCGAUUCACAAAGCCGCUGAUAAAGAAAAUCUCGUCUGACAUUCUCAAAGGACUCACUUAUAUGCAUGGACUGCGGAUUGCGCACACGGAUCUUAAACCCGAAAAUGUCUUGAUGGACCUAGGGAGAGGUUCAACAGCAUUUGACAUAGACUCAUUCAUCAAGAACGAACCUGCUCGUAGGCAUCAUAAAGAAAAGUCACAGGGCGGAAAGCCUGUAUCCGCGGCUGUCUCGCAACCAUUCCCGUUGCCGUCCCCUGAAGAUUGUCUUUCUCGAAACUAUGUAAUCACUGAUUUUGGGAGCGCGCAACAUGUUAAUGAUAAGAAGACUAACCACAUCAUGCCACCAGAUUUACGCGCUCCGGAAGUAAUCCUUGGACUUCAAUGGGAUGAGAAAGUGGAUAUAUGGGCUUUUGGCUGCCUCGUAUUCGAAUUCGUCAACAAUCAAAGGCUCAUAAGGGUCGACACGGCUGCUGCAGCUUUCAACGACAAGAAAUUCGGGAACCACGUUCUCUAUCAAAUACUCGCAAUAACUAGAGAUCGCUUGCCACGGAAUACUAUCGAGAGCAGCGAGAGCGCUAAAGAGUAUCUUGAUCCAAACACUGGUUGGUUGAAAGAUCAACGAGGACGGCCCGAGGUGGAAAUAAUGCUCUCGGAUAUUCUCAAGGGGAUAGGAGCUUUAAAGAAACCCGAAGACAUUGUCGGUUGUGAAACCCUGCUCAGAAAAUGCCUUCGCCUUGAUCGAAAGGACAGAUACUCCGCCAGAGACAUCUUAAUUGACAAGGACUCUUGGCUCAAGUCGGAAACGUGA